Molecule: messenger RNA, 1756 nt
Organism: Sphaeroforma arctica JP610
Lineage: Eukaryota; Ichthyosporea; Ichthyophonida
Exons: 5
Source: RefSeq, a predicted model, not a curated record
CCUAAGUAACGGAAACGAGGGCAAAGAUGGAAAGAAGAAAAUGAUAUAUAUCCCCGAGAUAGUGCGGCGAACCACCAGGCGAUCUCAAAAACCAUCAUCGCCGAGUCUUGAGUCUUCACAAGAAAACGGAUUCGAGUCUCUGGAAUUCAUCUCAACGGUGUCGCAGCCGGACGGCUCCGCUUCACCCUGUUCACUGAGACGGAGUGCGAGCACAGACGGUCGUGCCACGAAUAAAGAUAGCGGAACUUUCAUCAGUCCAAAAGCUCGCCGAAAGGUCAAUGAUGCAGUGAACAUGCACCAGCUGUGUCUCGUCAAGCAGAGCUACGGCAGCACAUCCCCACUAUCGUCGCCAGCAUCAUCUCCCAACACCUCACUCACACACCUCCACGCAGAACCACUCGAGACUUCUCCCAUAUCAUCACCCACUGAUUCAUCCAAGUUGUCUCGCCUACCCCCCAAGGUUACUACGGGCAGACCUCAUCUGCGUGUGGCGAAGGGUAAGAGUAGUAGUUGUCUUGUGACUAUCGAGAGCCUCGAGGAGCUGUCUGACGCAACACACUUUGCACUAAGUAACGUACGCUCUCGUACCAACUCGAACAUCAAAGCACCCUCUCAGCCACGCUCACCAACCCCAACACACAAGUCACACAUGGCUACCUGCAGGCGUACGCCCAUGCUGUACUCCAGUUUGAUAUCUUCACUUGACGGAUCUGAAGGCGAUGACCACGAGCAAAGCACACAGACCCAAGCAAACGGCAGCGGUACGGACAGCGGGAAAGAUAAAGAGAAGGAGAAGAAGUGGAAAGUGGGCAACAGAGGCAAAGCCAACUCAACUUCCCGACCAAACAGUGGCGCGUGUCUACAGGAGCGUACGCUCAAACUGAGAGUCAUUGAGGCGAAGAACCUACCCACAUUCAGCAGCGAGGAUGACACUCAAGUGUACUGUGCAGUGCGCGUAGACGAUGGGCUGGUGUGUAACUACAAGACACGCACGCAGAAGAAAACGCAGAAUCCCUUCUGGGACCAAAGCUUUGAGAUUGCCCUUAAUUCGGCGAAUUUCAGCAAGUGUAUAAUCGAGGUGUGGUCCAAGCAACGCAUCUUCAAGGACGUUCUGCUGGGGCAGGUGAACAUUCCACGUCUUUUCCUGGCACAAGAUUCGAUUGCGCACGAGCUUUGGUUUCCUCUUUCUGCUGAGACGAAGGACAGGGACAAUGGCAUUCCACACGUAUUCCAAACCACUGUCGUCAACGUGUCCGUCUUCUGUGCCAUCUGCCAGGGCGUGUUGCUUGGUCAAGGCAACAGUGUGUGCAAAUGUGACAAGUGUGGUGUAGUGUCGCACCCGAAUUGCGUGAGCAAAGCUCGCAAUGAUUGUGGAGCCAAGGGGUCGUUGAGGGCUGAGGUGCACUUUGUCGAUGAGGUGACACUGCCCUUAGACUACUACUCGGACUUUCUGGAUCUGCUGCUCGAGAACGACCCUCAUGAAUUGAACAAGCUUAGAAAGUUCAUUGCACACAUGGCUGCAGCGGAUAUCAAGGCCACCGCCACACUACUGAUGCGCGUGUACGAGGCAUGUUCAACGCCUCAGCAGAACCACUCCAUGGCCUUCAUCAACACGGUUUGCAAGGAGGAAGUCAACGAGACGACUAGCUACACCACCAUCUUCAGGGGGAAUUCUCUGGCCUCCAAGUUCAUGGAUUCCUGGAUGAACCGAAUAGGUAUUGCAAAAGUAUACAAGCGUGUCCCUAUUUUCAGUUAA